This is a messenger RNA of Lactuca sativa (garden lettuce), 2057 nucleotides long. Its product is annotated as 7-deoxyloganetic acid glucosyltransferase. The record is from RefSeq and is a predicted model, not a curated record. Gene Ontology annotation, molecular function: quercetin 3-O-glucosyltransferase activity; quercetin 7-O-glucosyltransferase activity. Lineage: Eukaryota; Viridiplantae; Streptophyta; Magnoliopsida; Asterales; Asteraceae.
UUCAUGAUCUCAGGGUCAAUUUAUAUUUUUAUACGCGGUAUCUCGUAUGCGCGCAGUUUCUUCAGUUUCAUAGUCGAUCAUCCCAACUUCACGAAAACAAUCAUGAAUCAUCAAAUAACUCGAUCCGAUUCUCGAAAUAUUUUAUUAAUAUUUAUUAUUAUAAUUUAUCGAUCAAAGGAUUCCCUUGAUAUUUUAGGAGAAUAUGACAAGUUCUUCAUUGGCUAUUUCAACUCGUAUAUAUGUUGCAGCUGGAUAACAAGCUCUGAAUAAAUCGACACGAAUGACUUACUCCCCAUCUUUUUAAAACGUUUAUACAGUUAUACUCCAUCUUUUUAAAACGUUUAUACAGUUGAUCUCAGGGUCAACUUAUACAGUUAUACUCCAUAUAUCGUAUGCUGUUUCCACAGUUUCAUAGUCCAUCACCCAACUUCUUCGCGAAACGAUCAUCAAACAACUCCAACUCGAAAAGAAAUGGAGAACAACCAUCAAGUAACCGACACUAAAAGCCCCCUCCAACCUCAUGUAUUAAUCUUUUCGCUACCAUUUCAAGGACCAGUUAACUGUGCUCUAAAGUUAGCCGAACUCCUAUGUCUUUCCGGCAUCCAUGUCACCUUCCUCAACACCGAGCACAUCCACCGCCCUCUCCUCCUCCAUACCCACGUCGUAUCACGAUUCAACCGCUACCCAAACUUCCGAUUUGAGACAAUCCCUGAUGGAGUUGAGCACGAAAAACCUGUCUCCGCUGACCGGUUCAUGGAGGUGAUGGAAGGUAUAGAUACUGUGAGUAGACCCCUUUUCCGGGAGAUGAUGGUUUCCGGUAGCCUGAGUUCGAGAUCGGUGCGGCCGGUGACGGUGAUGAUACUUGAUGCUUUCUUGAGUUUUGGUUUGGAUGUAGCUCUCGAGACGUCGAUUCCUGUGGUUUUCUUCGAGACGGUAAGUCCAUGCUUCUUGUGGACUUCUUGCUUCAAUCUUCCUACACUUAUUGAAGCUGGGGACGUUCCCUUCCAAGGAGGUAAUUUAGAUGAGCUUAUAAAAAGUGUGCCAGGAACUGAACAUAUCAUACGGAGACGAGAUCUUGCAAGCUUUUGUCGUAGCGAUGACUUGUCUGAACCCAUUAUUGAUCUCCUCUUGAAUGAAGCACGAACUGUUCCUCAAGCUCAAGGUUUCAUACUCAACACUUUCGAAGAGUUGGAUUCUCUCAUACUACCACACAUGCGAAAACUUUGUCCAAAUAUUUAUCCCAUAGGCCCAUUGCACUCUCUCCACAAAGCCCGCCUUAGGGAGAAGACGACAUUGAUGUCCCCCAAAACAACUUUUUCGAACAGUGUCUGGAAGGAAGAUAGAACUUGCGUAUCGUGGCUCGAUAAACACGCUCCAAAAACCGUUCUUUACGUCAGCAUUGGAAGUCUAGCCACCAUUACAGUAAAUCAACUGCUAGAAAUAUGGCAUGGUGUGGUAAACAGUGGGAAACCUUUUUUAUGGGUGAGACGCCCAGGGUCAAUCACAGGUGGGUAUGAAGACUCUCAGAUCCCGACUGAAUUGCUAGAGCAUACAAAAGAAAUUGGGUGUAUCGUAGAUUGGUCGCCACAAGAACAUGUCCUCGGUCACCGUGCUAUUGGUGCAUUUUUAACACAUAGUGGGUGGAACUCGACUAUUGAGAGUAUAGCCGAGGGGGUUCCCAUGAUUUGUUGGCCUUACUUUUCCGACCAACAAGUGAAUAGUCGAUUUGUGGGACAAGUAUGGAAGCUUGGAAUAGACAUCAAAGAUACUUGUGAUCGAUUAAUUAUUGAAAAGGCAGUGAAGGAUGUCAUGGAAACAGGAGGAAACAUGUUUAGACCGUGUGCUGAUGGUUGGAAAAUUUUGGCGAAAGAAUCGGUAACUGAGAUGGGGUCGUCGUCUAUGAAUUUUGAUCGUUUGAUCAAUGAUAUAAGGGUAAUGAGUUCGGCCACAAAGUUAUCAGGUUGAUGUGUAUCGUUGGAUCAUAUGAUAUUGAUAUUAGUCUUUAUUUGACAUCUUUAGCUAUCAAAAUGAAAUAAUAAUGUAAAAUUGACUUUCAA